This is a messenger RNA of Carlito syrichta (Philippine tarsier), 7059 nucleotides long. Its product is annotated as A-kinase anchor protein 2. NCBI's taxonomy places the organism in Eukaryota, Metazoa, Chordata, Mammalia, Primates, Tarsiidae. The record is from RefSeq and is a predicted model, not a curated record. Bases 418 to 3153 code for a protein of 911 amino acids. The transcript has 9 exons.
CGCAAGAGGCAGACUGAAAUAGAAGGCAAGCGACAACAGCUUGACGAGCAGAUACUUCUCCUGCAGCAUUCCAAGUCCAAAGUGCUUCGGGAGAAAUGGCUGCUGCAGGGUAUACCCGCUGGAACUGCCGAAGAGGAGGAAGCCAGGAGGCGGCAAUCUGAGGAGGAUGAGUUCAGAGUCAAGCAACUUGAAGAUAACAUUCAGAGGCUGGAGCAGGAAAUACAAACGCUAGAAAGCGAAGAGUCCCAGAUAUCUGCCAAAGAGCAAAUCAUCCUAGAGAAACUGAAGGAGACAGAAAAAUCCUUCAAGGACUUUCAAAAGGGCUUCUCCAAUACGGAUGGAGGAGUCGAGUGGGAGAGUGCCCUGUUAAAGGGAGAUGAGUCAGCCUCGUAUGACACAGAAACAUCCAGCCCAGACAUGACUAUCAAGAAGCCUCCCCAGCUUUCUGAGGAUGACAUCCGGCUGAACAACGAGAGAGACAACUGUAGUGCCAACCUCCUGGAGCCUGCUCCCAGUUCUCUUUUCCCAGACCACAAAAACAUGGAAAUUGAGGUGUCUGUGGCAGAAUGUAAAAGUGUUCCUGGGAUCACCUCUACCCCACAUUCCAUGGACCACCCCUCUCCUUUCUAUGCACCCCCUCAUAAUGGCCUCCUCACUGAUCACCACGAGUCCCUGGAUAACGAUGUAGCCAGAGAGAUCCGAUAUCUAGACGAGGUGCUGGAGGCCAACUGCUGUGAUUCUGCUGUGGAUGGAACUUACAACGGAACAUCCUCCCCGGAGCCUGGCGUGGUGGUCCUUGGAGGCAGCCUAAACCCCCCUGUGCACACGGCCCUCCAGCCAGAACCCACCGAGAGAGCAGCUGGUAGGCAGGCACCUCCUCACAUUGAGCUCAGUAAAAGUGACUCUGACAUAAUGGCUGAGGGGGAAAGAGCGAAUGGCCACUCCCCUGGCCAGCCCCGAGAUAUGCUGGGGGACAGCCUGCAGGCACCUGUGAGCCCCAGCUCCUCCACCAGCUCCCGGUGUUCUUCCCGUGAUGGAGAGUUCACACUUACCACGCUGAAGAAGGAGGCCAAGUUCGAGCUGCGUGCCUUCCAUGAGGACAAGAAGCCCUCCAAGCUCUUUGAGGAUGAUGAGCAUGAAAAAGAUCAGUACUGCGUCAGGAAAGUGAGGCCUUCAGAAGAAAUGCUGGAGCUGGAGAAGGAGAGGAGGGAACUCAUCCGCAGCCAGGCGGUGAAGAAGAAUCCUGGCAUUGCAGCGAAAUGGUGGAAUCCCCCCCAGGAAAAAUCCAUCGAGGAGCAGCUGGAUGAGGAACAUCUGGAAUCACACAAAAAGUACAAGGAGCGCAAGGAAAGACGGGUUCAGCAGGAACAGUUGCUGCUGCAGCAGCAGUUACAACAGCAGCAGCAGUUCCCGCCGCAGCUCUCCACAGCCCCUGCCUCCUCUCAUGAACAUUCAAGCAUGAUUGACAAAGCAAAGGAGGACAUCGUCACAGAGCAGAUAGAUUUCUCUGCUGCUCGCAAACAGUUCCAGCAGAUGGAGAAUUCCAGGCAAAACCUGGCCAAGGGCCAGAGCACACCCAGGCUGUUCUCCAUCAAGCCCUUCUACAGGCCUCUGGGGUCAAUCAACUUGGACAAGCCACUGACCGUCUCCAGACCAGCUUCUGUCGGGGGACUUCCUGAAGACAGUGGUGCAUCCACAGCCAAGGGGCAGAAAGUCUCCUGCACCCUGGAGAGCCAGUCAGUGGGAGGAGGCCAGGGCACCACAGCCCCUCAGGGGAAGGAAGGGCCCUACAGUGAGCCAUCUAAGCGUGGGCCCUUGUCUAAACUGUGGGCAGAGGAUGGAGAGUUUACGAGCGCCCGGGCCAUCCUCACCGUUGUCAAGGAUGACGACCAUGGGAUUUUGGAUCAGUUUUCAAGAUCGGUCAAUGUCUCCUUGACCCAAGAGGAGCUUGACUCUGGUUUGGAUGAAUUGUCAGUGAGGUCCCAGGAUACUACGGUCUUGGAGACCCUGUCCAAUGAUUUCAGCAUGGACAACAUCAGUGACAGCGGGGCCUCCAAUGAGACAACCAAUGCCCUCCAGGAAAAUUCGCUGGCUGAUUUUUCUCUGCCCCAGACUCCACAAACUGACAACCCCUCAGAGAGCCGAGGAGGUGUUUCUAAGUCAUUUAGUGAUCAUGGUUUCUAUUCCCCUUCUUCUACACUGGGAGACUCUCCAUCAGUUGAUGACCCCUUGGAAUAUCAGGCUGGUCUCCUGGUACAGAAUGCCAUUCAACAAGCCAUAGCUGAGCAGGUAGAUAAAGCUGUGUCCAAAACCAGCAAGAUUGGGGCAGAGCAGCAGGGACCUGAAGCGACCCUGGAGGAAGCCGAAACAGAGGCCUCCAGCCCAGAGAAGCCUCAGAGUAUGUUUGAGCCACCUCAGGUGUCUUCUCCUGUUCAAGAGAAAAGGGAUGUAUUACCAAAGAUUCUGCCUGCUGAAGACAGGGCGCUCAGGGAAAGGGGGCCUCCCCAACCACUGCCAUCUGUGCAGCCCAGUGGCCCAAUAAAUAUGGAGGAGACCAGGCCCGAAGGGAGCUAUUUCAGCAAGUACUCGGAGGCAGCCGAGCUGAGAAGCACAGCCUCCCUCCUGGCCACUCAAGAAUCUGACGUGAUGGUUGGGCCCUUCAAGCUGAGGUCAAGGAAACAGCGGACUCUGUCCAUGAUCGAAGAAGAGAUUCGAGCAGCUCAGGAAAGGGAAGAGGAGCUAAAGAGGCAGAGACAAGUCUUGCAGAGUACACAGAGCCCCAGGGCAAAGAACGCCCCAUCGCUGCCCUCUAGAACAUGCUACAAAACUGCUCCAGGGAAAAUAGAGAAAGUCAAAGCUCCUCCAUCCCCUACCACUGAAGGCCCCAGCUUGCAGCCUGACUUAGCCCCCGAAGAGGCUGCCGGAACCCAGCGGCCCAAGAAUCUGAUGCAGACCCUCAUGGAAGACUAUGAGACACACAAAUCUAAAAGGCGCGAGAGAAUGGAUGAUAGUAGUUACACUUCUAAGUUACUGUCUUGCAAGGUGACUUCCGAGGUCCUUGAGGCCACACGGGUUAAUCGAAGAAAGAGCGCACUGGCCUUGCGCUGGGAAGCGGGGAUCUAUGCCAACCAGGAGGAAGAAGACAACGAGUAACCUUCCUUCAACCCAGAAAGCUGAUUUGGUGCUUGGGAUACCAAGAGACCAAGAAAUUAACAACUCAAAGCAUUUUAAUGGACUAUUUAUUACAGUGCAAACAAACCCAGCAAUCCUUAUGUAGACCAAAAGCUGCAAUAUACACAAUGAUUAAAAAAAUGAAGGAGUCAAAAGAGAAAGGAUUUCUUUGUGACUCAAAGAAUCUCAGUGUCUAGAUUUGGGUUAAUCUACAAUUGAUCCAAAAGGACAAAGAGGUUACAAGCAAAUAACAUAGUGGCUGCAGGCAGAACUGAGACCAGCCUUGCUGGGUAAUGAGGAAGAACCAUGGUGGUAGGGCCAUUUAGAGAGCAAUAGCUAGUGCAGUCUACAUGGUGUAGGGCAUUGCUCUACACCGGUUUCAACUCCAUUUUCUCCAGCAGCCGUAAAAUGAAUGACGUUUCUCUCCAUAUUUGCCCAGAAGAGGCAGUUAAUGAUUCCAUUUCUCUUAUAUUUAAUUAUUUUUUAUUGGGAACAAUUUAUGAUCACAAUCCAUAAAGCCCAUAUUUUUAAGACAAUACUUCUCUUCAUGUUGCAAAUACAAUCUAUUCUACAUUAAGAGGCUGAGAAGGUGGAAGGAAGCCAAACCAAAUGGAUGAUUUUAGCUUUAGGAUUGUGUCUGCUUAUGAUAUUGACUGAUCUGCAGGUUAUGAGAACACAUUUUCACAGUUAUGUUUCUUCAUAUGAAAACUAUAUUUAGUGGGCAACAACUAUUUUUAUGAUGGGAUGGGGGAAUAUAUACAUGUAUAAAAUCUGUACACAUUGAACAACUUGGUUCAAGAUGGUAGGGGUAUUUUUAGAGGGCAAUAAUUGAAAAAAAAGGGGGGCAGCUCUGCUUUAGAGAGGUAGAUGACAAGAAAUAAAAAGGAGUUUAUAACUAUUUUGUAUUAUAAAGUGGGCCUUAGAGGUAGGAAGAAGAAUGAUGGAUUUUUUGGAUCAAUCAGAAAGAAAACAUGAAAGAAAAGUCAUGAAGGUAGAGAGGAAAAAAAGGAGGAAGGGAAAAAGAGGGGGAAGAAAAUAAGAAGGUAAGAGAUAUUAUUUUUGCUGAGCAACCGGUGUUUUCAGGAUGAUACAAAGAAAAAUAUUGAAUAGAAAUUUAAAUGCAGGCUUGGAAUCAGCUACAAAUCCUAAAGAUGGGGUGUGUGUGUGUGUGUGUGUGUGUGUAUACCUUUGGGUGUUUGUGUAAAAUGUGUAUGUUCAUGAGAGAGAGAGAGAGAGGGCGUGUGGGUGUGUGGAUUAAAAUUCCAGAAUGAUCAUGGCACUUGGGUGUACAGUUAAUUCCUCCAAAGCUGCUUGCCGGCUUCAGGAGUAAAUGAGAAUUUCUUUUUUAUGAAAAGGGAUAUGCAGUAUUUGUAAUAUUAAAUUGACCUAACAUGGUAUUUGCAUGAGUCACAAUUGCAGAGUUUUGAGCAGUUUUGUAAUUUGACAUUUAGAAAAGUAUGCUAUUUAUUCCCAUGCUUUGUAUUCAUGCUUAGUAUACUAGAGAGGAUGCCAGCUUUAAUCUUUCUGUCAUUUAAAGCAAUAUGAUAAGGGUAUUCAAUAGUUGGAUACCCUAAAUUUCUGGAUGAGAACAUUUUCAAUUCUGGCCAUAAUAGAAAAACUGACCAGCCUUCUUUUUAUCCCCCCCGCCCUUUGUUUUAAAACUAUGGUUUUUUUUAAAAAGAGCAAUAAUUAAGUCAGACCUCACAAAAAUUCAUUUUUGUUUUGUCAUAAACUCUUGUAUGUUAUUCUAACAAGUAGCGAUUCUACGAAAUUUGUAUGUAGAUGUUAUACAUGUUAUCUUUGCUGCUUUUAUUAGACUAAUGUUGACUUUGGGGAGGAAGUUUAUUCACAGACAAGUAGUGGGCAUGAAGUGAAAAAUGGAACUGUCUAAUAACAAGGGUCCAUUAGACCCACCAAGGGAACCUGUAUUUUGAAGCCAAAUUCUGCAGAUGGUAGCCAAAAUAGCACACCAACAAUUGGCACCGUCUUUAUAUGGUUCAUCCUCCUAAAGAUUCUAAAUGAAUUUUCAACAAAGUGUGCUAGCCAUUGGGAACACAAAACAAAUACGAUCCAUGCUGCAAAGAACUCCGUUUACACUGGCGUGGAGACAAACAUUCUCAGCAAAACGAGAUCCACGUUAGUUAGCGGUCCUAACAGAUGAGAUCGGAGUACCAGGAAGGAAGACUGCCUUUGCCUGAGAACUUCCAGCAGAGGUGCCAGAUGCCUGGGCUGAGGACCCAGAGUUAAGAGGGCAUUCCCAAGGCAGACACAUGGAUAAGAAUAGAGGAGGCAGAAGUUUCCAGUGGCCCCAGACACAGUGGCAGUUAGUAUGGCUAAAGAGUAGUAUAGUUCUACGGGUUGCACAAAAAAUAAUAUGUGCUUCAUGUUUUCUGGACUGACUCUUGGAUCUGGUAGAGACCACAGACAUGAUAUAGACUAACUUCCGCAGUUUUUUACAUGAAGAAACCAUCCUUAUGACUUACCUUAAAGGUUUUUGCUCUGUUUUGAAGGGAACCAUGUACCCAUGUGAAACCUACAUUUGAGAAGAGAAUGUGCAGCUGAAGGAAAAGUUUAGGAGGCCACACAGUUCACGGAAUCACUUGAGAGGCAAACAAAGUGGUCUUUGACCAGAGUUGAUUGGACCAGAAGCACUUAUUGCUUAAAGGAAUAACAGAGUUAUGGCGUUGGGGCCUUCAGGCUGCACUCCAUGUGUGGGUAAGAGUGGAUAAGGAAAGAAAUGCUGUUUCGGGAACUCUCCCAUAAUCACAGAGCUCUUUUCACUGUGGCCCCUACAUCUCUGCUGUUUGUUAGAUCCCCCACGCUGUCUUUCGGAUGACUACUGUAUUCUUGCUCCACUCACUGAGGACCCUAUUAUAAUCCUACUAAAAUGUUAAUUACAAUUCCCUUGGGAGAACCAGAUUUUCUCUGUGCUUGAGUUUUUUUAUUCAUUCAAGAAACCCUGGGCCACCACUUCUUUGUACAUAGCACCGAGCUAGGCUCUGGGAUCCCAGAUGAAUUUCUUUAACUUUCUGAAGAUGGGACAGACCCCUGGAGGAAAGUCAUUCUUGCCUAAUCCAUUAAGAGGCCAUGAAAAACUUGGCUUCUGAGGCUCGGCCCCACCCCCACAUAGCAUACAAGCUUGUUAAUCUCAACUAUAGCCAGUGUUUGGAUUCUGUAGGUGUUCAAAGCUUUCCUGAAAAAUUCCAUUCUACAGUGUUCAUAGGUGUUCGCUUUCCUCCAGAGCUGAUUAACUACUGACAUGCCUUGGCUUUCUCAUCCAGAAAUUUUGGAAACAGGGUCUGUCAGUGGCAGGAGGCUGGGCUGUGUUCGACUUGGAUGGCACAAUGCAGUGUACUUGCUUCUUCAUACCCGUGCAUGCUCCCCACCCCUAGGCAAUGACAUAUAAGCAGUAUAUAGAUCAGUGUCCACAUAUAUAUACACACAUAUAUAAAGCAUAACAGGGAACACUAAAACAGUGUUGACUUUCGUCUCUAAAGACAAAUAAUUAAACAGUUUUUUUCCAACUAAAGAAUGGAUUUAAUUAAACUAGGUAUUGUGAACAAAAUAGCCUAAGUGUUAGAGAUGGUGAAUAUAUCCAGUUUUAGUUACACAACCAAUUUCCUGAAUUUGAAGCAUUCAGUGAGCUGCCAAUUUUGAUUUUGUGUUGCUCUUUACCCAAAUGACUUUUUCUUUCUUUUUCUUUUUUUGGGAGGAGGGAAAAAAAGCAAUACUGUGUUUGAAAAUUAUACUCUGUAUCUGGCUUUCCUGUGUAUGUUAACCACUUAAAUGUUAUUAUCCUGCUUUGGUUUUAUAGUGAUUGUGAGGCAUUCAAUGCAAGUAUACAGUUAUUUUCUCAUUAAAACCCAAUGUGUGUUGAGUUUUUAUAAA